This is a messenger RNA of Paramuricea clavata, 11237 nucleotides long. Lineage: Eukaryota; Metazoa; Cnidaria; Anthozoa; Malacalcyonacea; Plexauridae. The record is from the annotation of a GenBank genome assembly.
AUGGCGAAAAAGACAUCCGCACUUUUUUCUGAAUUUGCUGGGAAGGAAUUUCCUAGGGGUAUAACAUGUUACCAUUCCACUAAAAACCUCAACGAACCAUUGCUUACGUUAUCUGACCAAGUAGAUCAACAUGUAAGUGAGUCAUUUAUUACAAUAUACGAAUGAAUAACAUACAAACAAUAGUUGUAUAGACAACUUCAUAAACAUGCCGAUGGAAGAACAAGAAUGAUACAGGUUGACCAUCGGCACAGUCUACAGGCAAAAUAAAAACAUUUAUUUUAUUUUAUUUUAAAAAUUUUCCCCAUGUACAAUAAAUUUAUGUGUAGUAUAUUUACAAUAAUUGUAGAGUGCGGGCUAGAGACCUACUAGAAAUCUUAGUAGACUUUUUAUUUAGGUCUCUAGUUAUGCUAGUUUGUAUUGUGUUAUGUAAUAAAUUAUUUACAGUCAAUCACAAUAUUAAAGGAAUAUAUAUAUAUAUAUUAUUUACAAGAGAGAAAAAGAAGAGAAAUUGUUCUUAUUAUAGAAGUGAAUAUUUACAAGAGAGAAAAAGAAGAGAAAUUGUUCUUAUUAUAGAAGUGAAUACCAAUGUUGUAGAUGCAUUUGGGUUCUUAUAAGAAUUAGACUACAAUAUACUAUUAAAUUUGUCAUAUAGCAGAAUGUUUUAUAGCAUAUCUUAUACGUUGUAUAGUAAAAAAUAUUGUUUAAUUUGCUUUUUGAAAGUGCUGUAGAAAUUUAUAUCUAUAAAUUUUGUUUCUAAUGAAUUCCAUACGUCAACUCCUUUAUUUGACAGAGUGUGUUCUACAUAAUUUGUUCUUUUAUAACAUUUGUGAAGUUUUGAUGCAUUUCUCGUGUUAUAUUGAUGAAUUUGGUUGUUUGUCACAAAAUAAUCUUUAAAAAAUUCUGGUAAAUUAUUAAGAUGGUGGUAUCGAAACAUAAACAUCUGGCAUGUUAGCUAAGUGAAAUCUGUAUUUCAAAGGAUAAGACACCCUAAGGGUAUACUUAAGAAAAUUUGGGAUUUCUCUUUAAUUUGAGCUAAUCUUGCAUGCAUCAAAUUCUUUUCAGGUUGCGAUCGUACUCUGGAACACUAUUUUACGGUUUAUGGGAGACAUGCCGGAGCCACGACACACCUUCUUGGAUACGGUAUGAUAUUCUAAUUUGACAUUGAAGUAUUUUUCAGCUUAUUUCCUAGGUUGCCUCUCUGACUCUCUUCGCCUUUAAUAGUGCUGUCCAGGUUACUAUGCAUACACUGAAUGGUAAGACCACAGUUUCAAAACAAUAGGGAUAGGUUUAUACCUAUACAAGCACUCGUGAUAAAUUCAUUACAGAGCGUAACGAUGUUCAAUUUGAUACUUAUAGGAACAGCUUCACUACAUCAGUCCACGAUUCCUUAUAUAUGGCUAUAUUUUCUAACAAAUACAAGACUAAAUAAUAUCAUGAAAAGAAUUUACAUUAUUUUCUUAUUCUGACAACUGUCGUUAAAGUUGACAUGACACGAACUUUUUUAUCGCCCCAUCAGAAGUCAAAACUGUAAAGCAACUUCUUUUGCAAAUUUUUGUUUACGUGCUUCCUUGGUGGGAUAUUCAGUUUUCUUGAUAUGCAGUGUAAACAAAUGCAUUGCAUGUGAACAAAACUGAAUUCUCUCACCAAGGAAGAAUGUAAACGAAAAUCUGUAAAAGAACAUAUAACAUGGGACAAUAAAAAAUUUCGUGUCAUAUCACCUUUAAUGCUAAGUGAAAUCUACAAAUCUAUCUUGUUUAUAUAGUCAUCACUGGAGCAAGUCACAGCAGGAGAAAAGGCAAACCUCUUCACUUCUAACAGUUGGAUGUCAACAUUUGAUAAACUACGAUUUGUUGUUGGCUUAGGAAUCAAUCGCCCACAUUUAAGGUAUAUAACCUUACCAACAUUAUAUUUUGAUAGUUACAUAUUAUGCACACAUAUAUUAACUAAAGACAAUGUGGUCUAAAGAUUACGUUGCUCAAAUGACUGAAAAAUUAUUUUCGUCCACUGAAAAAAGUACUGAAUUGGUUUAUAGCAUAUCUACAGAUACUAUAGAAUAAGCUUUGCCGUUUCAUAAAUCCAUGUUUUGUUGCAGGGAUGAAAUAUAUUGCCAACUCUGCAAACAAGUGACAAACAAUCCUUCCAAAACUAGUUUGUUAAAGGGAUGGGUUUUAAUAUCAUUAUGCAUUGGUUGUUUUAUGCCUUCUACGAAGGUAAGUCACUUUAAUAGUAUGCUAUUUCUCUACUAUUAUCUUGUCCAAUUAUAUGCUCCAAUUUUAAGCCAAUCAAUGCGGGUAUAUAAUAACGGCCAUAUCAUUUUGAUUUACUAGGGAAUACAUAUCUAAUGAUAUACCUGGACAAUUUAGUGGUUACAUUGUGUUUUUUCAGGAAGAACCCAAACAAUGUCUGGACUGAUGACCAGAGUUGUCUUGAAACCAUGACUUUACCCCUGGGGUUUGUUGCUCACCAAGUCACGGUACCUAAGAUACCUGCAAAAAUGCAAAACAAAUGUAUACUGAACAAACGGUUAACACUUGCACUGAGCUUGCAUGUUGGCUUUAAGAUGUGGGAAAGAUAAUGCCAUUAUAAUGCCUUAUAGACAGGCAAGAUUUAUAUAUUGCACUCUUGUUGGUAUUUCCUCCGCAGGUGGAGCAAAUUGUAAUAGAAGUGAUGAAGUGUGGUCCGGACGACUGUGCUAGUUAUUGCGAUCAGAAAAUGACCAGAACUAAGAGAAAUGGUACGAGAAAACAACCUCCCAAUACUUUGGAAUUACAGGUAAUUCAAUAAAAAUUCGAGUUGAGGCUGCACACAAGCUAGGCACAUGCACGCGAUAUUUUACCGUCGUUUGCAUUUAAAGGCCCGUUUACACUUGCAAUUUUUGCUGCGAUUUUAGGUGCGAUUUUUUCUUCUGCUGAUGUAUGUGAACGAGCGGAUGAGUUAGGAAUGUUUAGGGUAUGAUGAGGGUACAUAUAUACUAUUUACUCGUUCACAUCCAUCAGAAGAAGAAAAUCGCACUAGAAUUCGCAGCAAAAAUUGCGCAUGCAAGUGUAAACGAGCCUUAAAGGUACGUUUACACGCUGCGAUUUGUCGGGCCGAUUUUGCUCGCUGUAUGUAAAUAACCUGUCGUGAGCACUCGCGUCAGCGCCUUGCGAUUCACAAAAUCGGGAGAAAAAUCUGUAGCAAAGCACAGAUUUUUCUCACGAUUCAACGAUUUUUCUUCCGUUGUAAAGUUGUUGAAAACUUUUCGCACGCAGAAAACUAUAAUAUGAACAGACGAGAGAGCGGAUAGCUUCAAUUGAACGUUUAAAUCGCUAAAUGUCGAAGAAGGGGCAACGUUUAUUUGCCAAAAUCGGCCCGACAAAUCGCAGCGUGUAAAUGUAGCUUAAGGAUGAACAACUGCAGUGGCGUAACUGCUUUGGGUUGCGCUCUGCAAAAGUUGACUCAAGUAGCAGAGUGAAAAAAUAAUGUUAACUCUUAUUAUUUUAUAUGUUGUAGUCUAACUUCUAUUUGGUAGUCAGAAAAGUAGCCUUUUGUAGGUUAAUUUGCUUGCUUCUGUAAGUGCCGCGAUUCUGACGUUGACCGCCAUCUGCUAAAGUGCUUUCCUAUAAUUGUUGAAACCAGCAGGAUCUAACUUUUACCAUCAAUCCAUGGAACAAUACCUAGAGUGUUUUUAUACAUUAUAUAGGCUGCGCAGCAACUGGUGUUUCCUGUGGUGUUAGUGGAAUUAAAUGAUGGAAGAGAAGUCCACAUAGAAGUGGAUUCAUCUACAACGGCAAGAGAAUUGUGUAUAGACGCUGCAGAUGAGAUGGGCACUGAUCAUAACGCUGGAUAUGGCAUACAAAUUGGCAUGAUGGGCAAGGUAUCGAGCACAAGAAACACUUUACAUUAAGUAGCAGUCACUUCUGUUCUACUCAUGCGCGAACAUAAUUUAUUUCUAACAAUAGAUAAUCAGUUCUUUGAAUGUUUGCAUGGCGAUAAAAUAUAAUUGUUUUUGUUUGUGGAAACACCACGUAAAAAAUGCAGUAAUAAAUUUACGUGGUGUUUCCACAAACAAAAACAAUUAAUAGAUAAUCAGUUAAACUCCAGUCCUGUGGGCUCACACCUUAGCCCAUUAUUCUUCAGACUACACCGCAGAAGGUGAUAUUGAACAGUUAAACAGAAAAUUUUGACUCCAAAGCAACAUAAUAGCUAACGGCAGAUUUUUGGCCACACCUCCGAUAUCAUAUAGGAUAUUUUGACGAUGCAUGUUUACACGUUUAAAUGUGCACAUUUUUAACUUCCGCAUUUAGAAAAUAGGGUAUGUUUUGAAAUGUACACAAUUUCAUUGAACGACUGAAACACUAAGAAAAAAUUCUAUAUUAUGCACUUGUUUUGAGCAAACUCUCACCGGUCCGGAUUCAAACCAUCUUAAUUGACCACUUGCGUAAUAGACUAAAUUUUGAUCUAGACAAAAAUUUCAUACCCUUACCCUUUGGGGCUGUCAAUUUCCCGUUUGUAAUCUAAAAUGACUGAAAAUUGCAAACUUCGCAAGGCUAUAUUAUCCGCAUUUUACAACAUUUCGCAACGAAACUUUGGAAUAUUACUAAUUUUAUGAUGCUCUUUCAAGCUGUUAUGACAUUUUUGUCUAGACUUGUUUAGAUCAAAAUUUAGUCUAUUACGCAAAUGGUCAAUUCCACCUUCCAAUUUCCAGCAUAUCAACCUUGGUAGUGGUAGUGAGAAGCUGAUGGAUGCAAUAUGGGUGUGUGAACAGAGUGCAAGAGAACUUGGAUAUGAAAAAGAUGACAUACCAUGGAAAAUUUACUACAGAAAAGAAGUAUACAAUCCUUUAGAAGAAUUUCUCAUUGAUAUCAGCUGGACAGACUUUGCAUAUAACUUCGUUGUUAAUGGUAUCAGAUCUCGUGUAACGAAAUUAAAACGGGUAUGCUUUAAAAUUAAAUACUAAAAACAAUAUGCGUUCUUAUCGUCCUUAUAAGCGUGUCAUAGUUGCAAAAGUGGACAUUGCAAUUUGAGUCUGGAAAUUCAGUGUACAAUGGGUUGCGGUUGAACAUUAUGACCUAGCUAAAUGGCUAUAUAAUUCGUGAAUUGUUACUUAAAUUGUGAAUUAAUAACAUAAUUUUUUUACAAAUUUGUCUGCUUCGUUCUCCGGAAAACUCAAAUUAUCUCGAAAAAAGUAGGAUCUCGGGACUUGGAAUCCAGCAUGGAGACAUGCUUAUUUUUUAAUUGAAUGUUCAAAUUGAGUUUAAGGAGUAACUUGGGAUUCGAGAAACUUCAAACCCUUUUGCCCAUUUUCAUUUUCCAACCGUCUAUAGACUUAAUGUUUUUUUUUCAUUUAGCGGUUUAACAGUACAGAGAAAUUGGCUGAUGAGAAAUAUAGUCCCGUUCAACAACGUAAGGGAUCCAAUACGAGUUCAACAAGUCGUCCUAGUUUAGCCAGUUUUUCUUCCAUGGGAUCAUCAAAUGACUUCGGGUUACCCUCCCGCACGAAUUCCGGCGUUAGCGAUAUAUGUAAUGUUGAAUUUGCCUUGGAAAACAAUAAUUCACCACAAAACAAUGAAACGACGUUAAAAAGAAUAUGCGAAACAUACAAAGAUAGUUCUAAAGAUGUACACACUUUGGAGGAAUAUUCCAAAAGGAAUUUCACACCCGGAAAUUCUAGCAAGGACAAGUGGCGGAAGAAUGGGCAGCCGGCGUGUAUAUGGUCUCAUCAAACGGUGAGUGAUGGAUAGAAUUUGAGCGGCCGAUCUGUGUGGGUAUAUUACAUCUAAAAUAAAUAACAGUAUCGACCUACUGCAUCUAAUAGAGAGGUUCAGAUUUGACUUCCAGUACCGCUACCAUUAAGGGACAAUCAACCAAUCAGAUGCGUUUGAUAUAUUCGAUUGACCAAUCAGAUGCGUACUAAGCCAGUUAGAGGUAUAGUAGUAGCGGUAUAUAGUGGUAGACAAAUCUGAAUUAUUUGAUACAGAUUCUCUUGAUUAGUAUUCAAAAGUUUAACUCAUGCAGUGGUCUUGAUUAGUAUUCAUGCGUUAGGAACGGAAAGCACCCAAGUAGAACGCAAGGACGCAUCAAAGAACGCCCUCCAGAUGCUUCCUUGUGCAUGCGUUAUCUGUCAGGUCAAGUCCUUAAUAUACGUAACAACUAGUUUACACGUACUCACGUGCUAGCGUCAGAACGAAAGGGAUCAGGCUGCUGUUAAGUUAUUCCUACGGAGCAGUUCUGUGUGUAACGUUCUUCGCCAUUGGAAGCUACAUUUAAACACUGCAAUUUCAGAUCGAAUUUCGUCCAAAAUUCCUCAUUAGCAAUUGGCAAAACCAGAAAUCAGCCUAACGGGUUUGACCCUUUGUAGAUAAUGUAAGAUCUAGAUUUGGACAAAAGCCACAAUGUGCAAACGUACCUAAUAUUGUUGCUUCACAGUGGGGACGUUACGGCGUAACUACACUCUUGGCCAAUCUACAGCUAUGCGAAACGUGUAAGCGAACGACAAAAACUAAGCGAUACUAGUUUUAAAUUGGAUACCUACAUGCAUAUACUUACAUUUUCUACAAUCCAAUGCUACAAAUCCAUUGUGUUUUUUGUGUUUACACCUUUUUUGACCUGAAUUAUUUACAAAAAAAGCAACCAACUCUAAUUACUGAGCAACAAAUUUCUAAACCAUUGGCUAAUACAUUGUUAUGCAAGCACAUGACCUUCGUUAGACGUCAGUUGUAUUGACAGCUUGUUAUUUGUUUUACAGGAACCGUUAAAUGAGCCUCUUCUUGUUCGAUUACGUGACAACCAUGAAUUAUCAAGCCUUUCAGUUGAAAUAUUUUCUGAUAUCCUUUUUGAAAUAUUAAGAUAUUUAUUUAUGAAUAUAAUCAUAAAUUAUAAUUUAUCCAAUUUUCUAUAGUUGCACUUGACCUCUCGUGCAGGAGUUAAUGGCAAACCCUGCAACAAUAAUAAUGGGAAAAUGAUGAAAAUUAUUUUCAUUGAUGGCGGAUGAAUGCUGUAGAAUACAUAAUGUAUGCAUGUAGCUUAAGCUAUAAUUGUGUUGCCAAUGGUUGUGAUGGUUGUGUGGAGCAUUGCCACGUAGUGCAGUAAAAUUAAAGUCAGCAAUUGGAAAUAUGAAUCGCCUGAGAUGAAUUAGCUAAGGCGGUUAGGCUAAGCUUUAAUUUCCAUAACUUUACUCUACCUAUACUCGUGUAUAUGCAAAAGUGCACGAACAACAGAUCUUCCAAAUAUUACAAGGUGGAAUUGACGGACAAAAUAUUCAGACCAGCUGUACAACACGUAAGUACAUUUUACGUUGUUCGCAGUUACUUUGUGUUUAUUAAAAUGUGUAUGUUAUCUGAAAGUGACAUGCAUAGAAAGCCAUGCAACUAAUCAAUGCAAACCUACCUACCCUAUUUUUUAAGGAUAUGAAACUGGAAUCGCAGGUUAUUUAUUUAUUUGGCCUAAUAUGAAGUUGAAGAACUUUAAUUCAUUACUUUAACCAUUAUAUAAUUACUCUGCUUGUUAGCAUAUAUAAAAUAGCAGAAUGCUGAUUGCUUACAAUAGAUUCCCUCGCCUAGCUGGUGUUCAAAUGUUAUUCAUUCUGCAAAUUUUCCUUUCAAACAACACAUGAUAAUCGCCCUUGUUGAACAUUGAACGGUAUAUCUUCAAUGCCAUAGUUUUCCAAAAUAUCCAGAUUCAAAAGUACAAAGUCAUGUCAAUAUGAAGUACUUCAGCAGUUCAACUGAAUCUGAUUUGACUGAUUUGUUCUGUAGGAAGCAUUGAAGGAUGAACUGUACUGUCAGCUAAUGAAACAACUGACGAAUAACGUGGAUACGUAAGUUGCUAACAGUUAUAUUUCACACUAACAAUCCUCUUAAGCGGACACCCCUUUUAAGUGGACACAGAGCUCUUGUCCCGAUGGCAAUGUUGAUAAAAUACUAUAAUUAUCAUCCUUUUCAAGCAGAUAUCUCUUUUAAGCGGACAUAUCUUUGAGGUUUCAAAGGUUAAUUGAGGUUCGGCCAUUUGACUGUGUAAAGAUAUAGUCCUAUUAAAGAUCAGUCAGUCAGUUUACAUUUUCAUGAGAGGCGGAGCUCCCCUUUGAGUCGAACGGGCGUCGCUCGUAUUGCCUAUUCCACAGUAUAGGCAUACUGCCAAAUCAAAGUCGUUAUAUAGCUUAAUCAAUGUUAUUAACUUCUUUUGUUUUUUAUAAUGACCAAUAACAAGGCUUAAAUUUUUGGUAUUAUUGUUAUUGGUCAUUAUAAAAAACAAAAGAAUUUUUUAUUAAAAUGAGGCUAAGGGAAAGUUCGAUACUAAAUAUAUUAACUUCUUAUUAACCGAACGCGAGGUCUGUACAGAGAAAUACUUGCAUUUAUACUUGAAAACAAGAAUGAUUUGAAAUGCAUUUUAGUAGCGUGGUACACAUUUGGUCGAAGAAAACAAAAAAAUAGCAAUGCAUGUAUUCCUUCUUUUCCACUAAAAACCAUUCGCAGAUAUCUUAUUAAUAACAAAUUAAAUUAUAAUUUUCAAAUUUUUUAAAAUACAUGCGUUUGUUUUUACGUAAUGGACCGCCAGUCCAUUACGGGAAAAUAAUGGACCGCUGAAAGUGCUUCUCAGCCAAUCACAGUCCGCCAUUUCACUGGAAGUGAUGCUUGCCAUAUAAGGGAGCUUUAGAUUUGACUACGAGUACGACUACGAGUACGAGAUUUGAUCGCGUGCGAGGAAGUUACCGUAGUCGUUCUCGUUUCCAUUCAAAUGUUGCUUUUAUAACAGUAAAUCAACAGCGAGAGAAAGUUUCAUAAACUAAAUCUCCUGCUGACUAAAAUCCCCUACAAAACGUGCAAGUAAGUCAUAACAUUAAAAACAGGCCAGAUAUUUAGUACUAAUAUAUUAUUUGCGCCGGAUAAACGCUAUAUAAAUGCUACAAAUUAUUUUUGGAAAACAAAAAAAAGCCAACUUUCUUUGUUUGUUUUUUGAAAAAUCGUCGUGAGGACUACGAGGUUUCUCCACAAUUUCGUACUCAGAUGGGCGACGGCUACGACUUUUCCUCGUCAGUACGGGAUGGCGUAAGCAUACAGCAUGCGUUUAGCUUGACGAAUCUCGUACUCGUAGUCGUACUCGUAGUCAAAUCUAAAGCUCCCUAAUAAUAACUUAUGACUGCUGAUUGAGGCCAGUGAGCUCUAUAUAUAUCUGGAGCAAGAACUUCAGUCAUUCGGCCUAUGAGAAAAGUGAAGCCAAGAUGUCAUAAACAGGUUUUAUACAAUUUUUCCCCAGCUAAACCAGUUUUUUUCUGACGGACCGCCAUAUCGCGAAUAAAGUUUUCAGUUCAUAAAAUCAUAAUAUUAGUCUUUAGUCAAAAUACGAAAUUUCGACACACUCCUUGCCAAGAUGCAUGGCGGAAAUCGAAGGAGCUAUUGGACGUCAGUUCCAGUCCCUUUCUGGUGUUCAGUUUUGUCUGCACGGUUAGCACGAAGCUGGCUUCACUUUUUGGACUCAAGUUCUCGCUCCAGAUAUAUAUGGACACAGAGAAGAGAUAUACAGAGAGGAAACACGCGGCAAAUUAUGUCACGUCGAUAUAUUCAGUCUAUUAACUAUCAAUCUCGUACCCAGAGCAAUGCCUGUGCGCGGGCUAGGAUGGCAUUGGCUCUGGGGAAAUUGAAUUUUCCCUGUGCUGCGAUUGGUUUAAUUAACGUUUAUCAAUCGUACAUGCCGACAAAGAACCGGAACCCCUAAAUUUAGGGGUUCCGGUUGUCAAUUUCCCCAGAGCCAAUGCUAUCCUAGCCCGCGCAGGCAUUGCUCUGGGUACGAGAUUGAUUAACUAUAGAAAGAUGCAGAGGAAAAACUAUACACAUUAUAGAAGUAUUUAUGUUUUUUUUAUGCAAGAGUUAUAUUUUGAGGCAUUUAUAUCAUUCGCUGCUUUGUUUUUUAUACAUGAGCAUCUGAAAAUCCCAGCCAGUGCUUUUCACGAUUUUAAUAAGGAGUAGAUAGGGAAAAAAACAAACUUUUGCAAAAUAAAAUGUUAUGAUUAACACUUUUAAUAAAAGGAAAUCAAUAAAAGUGAUCGCUUACCGUUAUUCUACAAUAAUUUAUUGAACAAAAUUUCCAUGGGUAUCUCAUUUUUUUUAAAAAAGCGAUUUUCACCUUUCGAACGGCGUUUUCCCUAUCUUUUGCUAUGAAAUUUCAGCGACGGCACUGGCUGGAAGAUUUUGCGUGGUGCGUGGAACGCGUGACACAAAAAUUCAGGUUAUCGAGUGUCAGUUUCCUCUCUGUAUAUCUCUUCUCUGUGAUAUGGAGCUCACUGAUUGAGGCAUGCAGGACGUUCUGAGUGCGAAGGUUACAUUGUCGCAUGGAAACUAAUAACCUAUAAAAUACUUAGAUCUUUGUCGCUUUAUUUUUGCUCGCCUUUUCGUAAGAUGAAUUUGUAAUUUCUUUUUGUAGGAACAGUUACCAACAGGGAUGGGAACUCAUGUUUCUUUGCACAAGCCUUUUUUCUUGCAGGUUGGUCUUAAUUUUAUGUCCGAAAUAGUCUUGCUGUAUAAACUUGCAACAAUAUUUUUGACACUGAGCCAAUAAAAGAAUCACCGCGUGAUUUUUUACUUAACUGAUAUUUUCCAUCUGAGUAAAGGCGUAAAAUUUAGGUUUAGGUUUAGGAGUUUCUCUUUCAUUCAGUAUGUUUAAGAUAACAUGGAUCUGCCCAAAAUUGCAUUGCAAGUGGCAUGAGAAGUUAUUUUCUCUACACUGCACCAUUGUCAUCAUUUGUUUCUUUUUGCAAUCUAGUGAAGAUCUUCUGAAAGAAGUGAUGCUAUUUUGUGUUACGUGGAGUAAAUACGAGAAAAUGGGAAUGAACUGUUUGACAUAUUUACGUAAAACUGUUCAAAGUGGUCCAAGGCAUUAUCCACCACAUUUUGUGGAAUUUGCUGCAGCUACGGUAUGUGAAUGCAAAUAUUUUAUGAUUGACCUAAACCUCAGGAUGAUGUUUUUGUCUGGAAUUAUAUCAAUUACGUGUCUGUUUUAAUCGAGACUCUGCAAGGUUGCGACUGAUAACUUCACGAAAUCUUGAUAAUUUUGGAAGAUUCGUUGUCGUUGCUAAUGUUUUAUAUAAACAUUUCGUGAAUAUAUUAACUUUGCUAACUUAGCACUUUCAAAUUAUAUAUUCAUAGAUUAAUUAUAUCCCGUGCAUGUUCAUUAUCCCAUAUAUCUAGUAAAAAAAUUUUAAAUUUUAGAAACAAUGCCAGUCUAUUUUGCACAAAGUUUAUUUUCCUGAUUCGACAUCAAAG